CCCGUAGAAGUCUCCGCGGCCCUGGGGCUGCUUGCUUCCUGUUUGUCGGACGAGGAGACAUGGCGGCGGCGCCGGCGGCUGUAGGGUCUGGGGCCAGCCGAGGGCGACGGGCAGCAGGAACGGUGGCGGCUUGGGGCGGAUGGGGCGGCCGGCCGCGACCCGCUAACAUUCUGCUGCAGCUGCGGCAGGGCCAGCUGACCGGCCGGGGCCUGGUCCGGGCAGUGCAGUUCACUGAGACUUUUUUGACGGAACGGGACAAGCAGUCCAAAUGGAGUGGAAUUCCCCAGCUGCUCCUUAAGCUGUAUGCAACCAGCCACCUCCACAGUGACUUUGUUGAGUGCCAAAACAUCCUCAAGGAAAUUUCUCCUCUACUCUCCAUGGAGGCUAUGGCAUUUGUUACUGAAGAGAGGAAACUUACCCAAGAAACCACUUAUCCAAAUACAUAUAUUUUUGACUUGUUCGGAGGUGUUGAUCUUCUUGUAGAAAUUCUUAUGAGGCCUACAAUCUCUAUCCGAGGACAGAAACUGAAAAUAAGUGAUGAAAUGUCUAAGGACUGUUUGAGCAUCCUGUAUAAUACCUGUGUCUGUACGGAAGGAGUUACAAAGCGUUUGGCAGAAAAGAAUGACUUUGUGAUCUUCCUUUUUACAUUGAUGACAAGUAAGAAGACAUUCUUACAAACAGCAACCCUCAUUGAAGAUAUUUUGGGUGUUAAAAAGGAAAUGAUCCGACUAGAUGAAGUCCCCAAUCUGAGUUCCUUAGUAUCCAAUUUCGAUCAGCAGCAGCUUGCUAAUUUCUGCCGGAUUCUGGCUGUCACCAUUUCAGAGAUGGAUACAGGGAAUGAUGACAAGCACACACUUCUUGCCAAAAAUGCUCAGCAGAAGAAGAACUUGAGCUUGGGGCCUUCUGCAGCUGAAAUCAACCAAGCGGCCCUUCUCAGCAUCCCUGGCUUUGUUGAGCGACUUUGCAAGCUAGCAACUCGAAAGGUGUCAGAGUCAACGGGCACAGCCAGCUUCCUUCAAGAAUUGGAGGAGUGGUACACGUGGCUAGACAAUGCUUUGGUGCUAGAUGCCCUGAUGCGAGUGGCUAAUGAAGAAUCGGAGCACAGUCAAGCCUCCAUUGUGUUCCCUCCUCCAGGGGCUUCCGAGGAGAAUGGCCUGCCUCACACUUCAACUAGGACCCAACUGCCUCAGUCAAUGAAGAUUAUGCAUGAGAUCAUGUACAAACUGGAAGUGCUCUAUGUCCUCUGUGUCCUGCUGAUGGGCCGUCAGCGAAACCAGGUUCACAGAAUGAUUGCAGAGUUCAAGCUAAUCCCUGGGCUUAAUAAUUUGUUUGACAAGCUGAUUUGGAGGAAGCAUUCAGCAUCUGCCCUUGUCCUCCAUGGUCACAACCAGAACUGUGACUGUAGCCCGGACAUCACCUUGAAGAUACAGUUUUUGAGGCUUCUCCAGAGUUUCAGCGACCACCACGAGAACAAGUACCUGCUGCUCAACAACCAGGAACUGAAUGAACUCAGUGCCAUAUCUCUCAAGGCCAACAUCCCUGAGGUGGAAGCUGUCCUUAACACCGACAGGAGUUUGGUGUGUGAUGGGAAGAGGGGCUUAUUAACUCGUCUGCUACAGGUCAUGAAGAAGGAACCAGCUGAGUCAUCUUUCAGGUUUUGGCAAGCCCGGGCUAUGGAGAGCUUUCUGCCUUGGGGUGGCAGCCACCUUCCUACCUUCACCCUGUCCUCUCCCACCCCCCAGCACAUCCUGUACUGCAUUGUGGACAGUGAGUGCAAGUCAAGGGAUGUGCUCCAGAGUUACUUUGACCUCCUGGGGGAGUUGAUGAAGUUCAACGUUGACGCAUUCAAGAGAUUCAAUAAGUACAUCAACACUGAUGCAAAGUUCCAGGUGUUUCUGAAGCAGAUCAACAGCUCGCUGGUGGACUCUAACAUGCUGGUGCGCUGUGUCACUCUGUCACUGGACCGAUUUGAAAACCAAGUGGACAUGAAAGUUGCCGAGGUCCUGUCCGAGUGCCGCCUCCUUGCCUACAUAUCACAGGUGCCCACUCAGAUGUCCUUCCUUUUCCGCCUCAUCAACAUUAUCCAUGUGCAGACGCUGACCCAGGAGAACGUCAGCUGCCUCAAUACCAGCCUGGUGAUCCUGAUGUUGGCCCGACGGAAAGAGCGGCUGCCCCUGUACCUGCGGCUGCUGCAACGGAUGGAGCACAGCAAGAAAUAUCCCGGUUUCCUGCUCAACAACUUCCAUAACUUGCUGCGCUUCUGGCAGCAGCAUUACCUGCAUAAGGAUAAGGACAGCACCUGCCUGGAGAACAGCUCCUGCAUCAGCUUCUCAUACUGGAAAGAGACCGUGUCCAUCCUGCUAAACCCGGACCGCCAGUCACCUUCUGCCCUUGUCAGCUACAUUGAGGAGCCCUACAUGGACAUAGACAGGGACUUCACCGAGGAGUGACCUUGGGCCAGGCCUCGGGAGGCUGUUGGGCUAGGGCUAGUGUGGGCGAGUGUGGGUACACGUGCCGCACUCCCUGCCCUGUUCCCACCCCUGCCUUCCUGCUGCUGUCUGCCUGCCCCACGUCUUUGGGUACAGACUUGGUGGGAGGGGAUGUCUAGAAGCCCUUGGCCUCUGCGUCUGAGGGCCCCAGUUCCUGGGAGACCUCAGUUCCUUCAAGAUCCCCAUGAUGAAGACGGGCACUGUGCCUACCUUUCAGAACUUUGGGGCCUUGGCCCACCUGGAGGUAAGGGGACUUUUAAGAGUAGCUCUGUCUGAGCGCCUGCCCAGUCUCUUGGCCGUCAGUCCUGGGGUGGGGAGAGUGAUGGGCACCCUCCCCUGUGAGCCAAGCCCGCCCUGGCCUUUGGACCCAGGCAAAGGCUUCUGAGCCCUGGGCACAGGUGGGGGAUACCAGAGAAUACUACCUUCCCCCAAGCCUGCCCAUCUGCCCCUCCCUCAUUUUCCUUUAGCUCUUCUGGUUCUGUUUGCUCAUUGGCCGCUGUGUUUGUCCAGGGAUUUCCCCCUAGAUGUGGGGGACCUUUUCCUUCCAUACCUUGGGACACGGGGUAGCCGUGCCCUGCCCCGGCACCUGUCCCAGGGCAGCGUCUCCUGCCUGAGCCCAGACACACAGGAGCCUGCCUGGGAGCACACCCUUGGCCCCUCCUUGUGUUGCCAAUUUAUUAACAACAAAUAAACCAAUUAAAUGGAGACUAUUAAAGAACUUUAUUUUAAA
Pteropus alecto (black flying fox) is the source of this 3219-nucleotide messenger RNA. RefSeq names its product transient receptor potential cation channel subfamily C member 4 associated protein (gene TRPC4AP). Gene Ontology annotation, molecular function: phosphatase binding. The coding region runs from base 60 to 2450 and encodes 796 amino acids. The record is from RefSeq and is a predicted model, not a curated record. The transcript has 20 exons. Gene Ontology annotation, cellular component: Cul4A-RING E3 ubiquitin ligase complex. Gene Ontology annotation, biological process: ubiquitin-dependent protein catabolic process. Lineage: Eukaryota; Metazoa; Chordata; Mammalia; Chiroptera; Pteropodidae.